AUGUCUUGCGGCUCUGAGUGCCUGUCGCUGGGUCCACCGCCGGACUCCAUAGCGAGGAUGCCCCCUCCCCCGCUGCCGGCGUUCCUAUCGAACGUGGCGAACCUCACGCCGCCCUGCAAGGCCGCCAAGUGCCCGCCGCAGCAGAGCAACGAGGUCAACGCCCUGUUCCCCGGUGUCGAGUACCACGAGCUGCCACGCCACGAGCCGGCCGGUUACGAUGACACGUGGUUCUUGGUGGUCAUCACCUGCUGCAUAGCCGUUCUCUGCAUAGCGGCUCUACUGACCCUAUUCCUUCUUAAGUGCAGAGAGGGGCGCGGCGGCUGCAAGGGGGGCGCGGGCAAGGCGGGCCCGCACGCGCUGUACGGCGCGGCGCUGGACUCGCGCGUGCUGUGGGCGGCGCUCACGCCGCGCGGCACGCGCCACUUCGUCGCCGAGGCGUACCCCGACGAGCCCGACGACCACCACUACGAGUGCGUGGAGCCCCUCUACAAGGCGCCCGAGGGGCUCGCGAGGGGCUGCGCCGACUACGAGGAGCCCUCCCUCAUAGAGAGCUACGCCGAGGACUACUUCCGGGGCGCCGAGACGCUGCGCCGCGGCCGCCCGCUCGUGUCCUCGCCCACGCGCAUCGAGCGCCCCAACCUGCCGCCGCUGAACCUGCAGCCGCGCACCCUGCGCCGCCCCGCGCACUCGCGCCGCGUGAGCGACGCCAACGGCGCCGAGAAGACCAACAUC
Iphiclides podalirius (scarce swallowtail) is the source of this 732-nucleotide messenger RNA. The record is from the annotation of a GenBank genome assembly. NCBI's taxonomy places the organism in Eukaryota, Metazoa, Arthropoda, Insecta, Lepidoptera, Papilionidae.